Molecule: messenger RNA, 794 nt
Organism: Cercocebus atys (sooty mangabey)
Lineage: Eukaryota; Metazoa; Chordata; Mammalia; Primates; Cercopithecidae
Product: collagen alpha-1(III) chain-like
Exons: 1
Coding region: 1-756 (251 amino acids)
Source: RefSeq, a predicted model, not a curated record
AUGCCCACCCAACCUCCUCCCGGCUCAGGUGAGGUACGCCAGUCCCCACCCUGGAGAUGGGGCCCUGGUACCGACAGGGCAAGGGUGCCGGGGCCGCAGCCUCCCCAGCCAGGGAUACUCACCGGAGGGGCGGCCCACCGCGUCUUCGCAGCCGGCUGGCGCCCGGCACUCGGGAAGCUCGCAAAAAGGAACCGCGUGCCCGCUAGCGCUGGGACGAGGAGGAGCGCGCCGCGGAGGCCAGAGAAAAAGCCGCAGCGGCGCGCGCGCACCCGGACAGCCGGCGGAGGCGGGGCUCAGCGCGAUCCCGGAAAAGACGCGCCCGGAGGGGCGGGCGGAGCGGGGGCGCGCGGUGGUGUGGCAGAGCCAGCCGAAUCGCUGGCUGCAGACGGCUCGGCCCACCCACGCGCCCGCCCCCGCUCGCCCGGAACGUCAGCCGAAAAGGCGGAGCCGAACGGGCUUCCCGGGGAGAAGGAGGGGCGCUGCGGGGAAGGCGAGGCGGCUAACGGCUCGCCUCAAGUUGUUGCUCCCGCUGGCGAGCCGCUUCUGUCAGGCUCGCUGCUGGUGUCGUUGAGUGUGUUUCCGAAUGUCCUUGCGCCUAAUAGCAGUGAGGCGCAGGACUGGCCCACGCCCUCACCUGCGGCUUGCUUCGCAGGACUCCACCCCAGGAUAAAAGUUCCCCUCGGGUCAUCUUCCAGCUGCCCUCAAAAGACACUCGUUUUUGUAUUUCACUGCUCCAAGUUUAGAGAGCUAUCUUAAACACUCUGACUAAAAACAUCUUGCUCCUGUAAGCCUGA